AUGCAGGAGGACAAUCCGGAGCUGCGAAAGCUCACUGAGAAAGCUCGAGGCCGUCAGCAGUUCGUGUACGAUGGGCGUACUGUCUACGAGUGGGAGCAGAAUAUCGACGAAACUCACAUCUACAUCCAGCCCCCGCCGGGUGUGACGAAGCAUCACCUGGACAUCAAAAUCGAGCCGAGACAUCUGCGUGUCGGCAUUAAGGGCAACCCGCCGUUCUUGAACGAGGAUCCCUUCAGUUUGGUCGAAACCGACAGCUCCUUUUGGAUGAUCGAGGAUGGUGAGCUGCAUAUCCAGCUGCAGAAAGCCCACAAGGGCGAGACCUGGGCAGCGGCCCUGAAAGGCCAUGGCCAGUUGGACAUGUUCUCCGAGCAGGAGAUCAACAAGAAGCUGAUGCUGGAACGAUUCCAGGCGAUGGCUCUCAAGUGCUGA
Messenger RNA from Symbiodinium natans, 429 nucleotides. The record is from the annotation of a GenBank genome assembly. Lineage: Eukaryota; Dinophyceae; Suessiales; Symbiodiniaceae.